GGAGGCCACGCCCCCUCGCCGAGCGGCGCCUGCCCCCAGCGCUACCGAAGACAAGGAGGGAGCUUAGGUUAUACAUAGACAUACACACACACAUACACACACGCUGGCAAUUCCCUUUCAUUCAGUGGCUGCUUCCUGAAAGGAUGAGGUAAGGCAAGGUAAAAGUGGGAGGCUACUACCCUUCCCCCACUGCGAUCACACGGAACGUCCCCGUCACUUUCGGUCAUCUGCAAGAAAUAUCGAAGGGUCCGCUCCAAGUGCACAGCAGGUUUCUCCGGAUGAAAAGGACAAAGGGGCUAAGAAUCUCCCUUGUGAAGAUCUCUCGACAGCUGCUUCACAAGUUGCUGGUUGUUGUUGCUGUUGUUUAGUCCGUCCCCCCCAGGACGUCAUUUGUGGGGAAACCUGCGUGUAGAUUGUAACGUAUGGAGAUCGUACACUUAGCUAUUUCGCUGCAUGUGGGCAUGCAAGGCAGCUGCAGUUGGGCACAGCUCCCACCUAUGGAGGCAAAACAUCUAUAGCUGUUAAUGACCAAGUGGUUACCCUGCAAAUUGCACCUUCUGCGUAGGAAGUUGGUAACGUUUAAAUCAGCCUUGCUAGCCAGUCUGCGUGUUACCCCAGGGGCACUCAAUGUUGUGCCUUCCAGAUGUUGGGAGACUGCAGCUACGGUCCGCCCCAGCUACUAGGCCUAAUGGUCUGGGACUAUGAGAGUUGUAAUCCAGCAUCAGGGAGGCACAAUGUUGUUUAGCUCUGUUACCCUCUCAGGCUCUGUUUUGCUUUUAAUCCUGGAAUUUUAGAGUGAGGGGUGGAGAAAUCAAAGCCUAAGGACAGUAGUAGGCUGUGUAAGGUAUGAAAAGCAGUAGCUGAAAUAAACAUGUUGGCAGAUGCUUCAGUACCUUUACAAUGCCUUGUUGGCCAAUGCAGUUUGUUUUAUUUCAAAGUAGGAUUUUUCUGCUCAGUGUUUACGUUCUGCCUUAUCUAGUUAGAGGGUCAUAGGACUGAGACUGAAAAGACUUUGCCUGAGCAGUCAUUUUUAGUGUGGUUUCAGAGAAACUACACUCACACACUUUCCCCUGCUCUGCAGCUAGAACUAAAAUAGCCCUCUCAGCCUGGACAAGGGAGCAAACAAGAGAAUUGGAGUAGACCAGACACAAAACCAGCAGCACAGAGGCAGCAGGGAGUUUCAGACAGCCCUUGCCACGCCUGUUUGAUUUGAGCAGGAUUUAACACACACACAUACCUUGCUCAUGAGCUGAUUGAAAGGAGAUAAAAUCCUGCUGCCUUGGCUGUGUGCCCUGCAAAGAAUUUAUUCCCACUGCUCUGAUCAUCAGGUGAUGUCACCAUGAUAGGCCUGUAGGCCAGAGGUUCCCAGCUCUACUUCCGAGUGCAGCUGCCACUUGAAGUGGCCAGUACUGGAUCAAAGCAGAAAAGCUUUUGCCCAUCUAUUUCAUUAGAUUUUGCUAUUUCCCAAGGUGCCCUAGAGCCUCCCAAGGUGCCCUAGGGACUGGCUUCCUUUAUUGUGAGCCUGUGUGGCUAGAGUGUCGGACUAGGACUAGUUGACCUAAGCUGAAAACUUUACUCUUGUCAUGAAGUGCUCUAGAUAACCUUGGCAACUCAUUAUGGGUUAUCUUCUAUGGCAAUCACUUGGAGCCGAGUAAGAUUGUCUUCCAUGAACUCGGUCUUAACUGUGGGUCUGUAAGUGACUGUGGAGGCCAAUUCUAGAUCCACACAUCCUUACACGGUGGGAACAUGGGUUUCCAGGCGGGAGUUGAUCAUGGUGAGUGUUUGCCAAACAUGCCUUCCUCUUAGCAAGUUUCUCCCUUUUGUCCUGAGUUCGAACGUCUUCAAAGUCCAUGACACCUUUGGUAAAGGCUGUUCUCCCGUUGGAGUGCUCGCAGGCCAGUGUUUCCCAAUUGUUGGUGUUUAUCCUACUUUUUUUAGAUUUGCCUUGAGAGAGUCUUCAAACCUCUUUUGUUGACCACCAGCAUUACUCUUUCCAUUUUUAAGUUCGGAAUAGAAUAGUUGCUUUGGAAGACGAUAAUCAGGCAUCCGAAUAACACGACCAGUCCAACGAUGUUGAUGUCGAAGAAUAAUUGCUUUGACACUGGUGAUCUUUGUUCCUUCCAGUACACUGGCAUUAGUUCACCUGUCUUCCCAAGUGAUAUGUAGAUUUUUUUGGAGACACCGUUGAUGGAAUCUUUUGAGGAGUCAGAGGUGGCAUUUAUAAGUGGCCGAUGUUUUACAAGCGUACAGUAAGGUUGGUAGUACAAUAGCGUUGUAAACAAGCAUUUUGGAUUCUCUGCAAAUACCAAUAGCCAAUGCUAGUCCUACUCUGAGUAGAUCCAUUUACAUUAAUGGGUAUGACUUAGUUCCAUUAAUUUCAGUGGACUAGGUUAGAGUCAACUCUGUCUCUUAUUCCAUCCUACCUGUUGUGAGGAGAACCAUUUGUGCCAACUUGAACUUUAUUUACAUGUAAUAAUAAAUAAAUAACCCAGCUGCCUGAUAGUUUUAUGUGGGAAAGUAGGCACAUGCUCAUUCCCCAUAACACACACUGAAAAUAAUGCAUGAGAUAAACCUUGUGUUGAUAUUAUUUCAGUUCUUUUGAGAAUUAUAUCACACACAUACAUACAGUAAGGUAUGUCUAUGUGUGACAUAGUGUGUGUGCGUACACAAAUAAUGACCUUGAAAACUUUGGGGUUGUUUUCAAAUUAGCUCUGAAACUGAGGACAGACAAUAGUUUUAAGAAAGUUUAAGUUAGAGCCAUUGUUGUUCACAGAAUGCACACCGUUUUCCUUUGUUCUAUGAUUCCUGGUCAAACAGGUUUUGAUGCACAACAAAACCUUGCAAAACCUGAUUGACCAGAAGCAAUAGCGGGACAGGAGGGAGUGUGUGUGUGUGUGCGCGCAUACUGCAAGCAAUUACAGCAUUACAGCAGUCUUCCACUUUCUAAAACGUACAGUCUGCCUCCAUAAGUCCUUGCUGAUUGUCCCUCCCUCCUUAAAAUAACUUUGUGGUGAAACUGGUGAUUUUGUUCUAUGCUUGAUUUUGCAUUAAAAAGAAAAGUGUGCUACUGUUGCUUUGUUGUCUACAUAGCUCCUAGUGGAGGGCCUGUUUCACCUAGGGUAGCAGUGGUUUGAUGCCUACACACCUUAGUAUGAUAACAAUAGUCACACUGCAAGAAUUAGUGGUUCUUGUGACUUGUCAGGAUGCUAGUCAGCUUGUAUAUGAAUGCCUCCAUCUUUAUUAGUUUGUCUCUUACCAACUCCAGCCCAACAAUUAUAUUAAAUGUGUUUGUAUUCAAUUUUUCAUCCCCAAGUACUGCUUUUCCUUCAUCUGACAUUGAAUGUGUACUCAUAAACUUGCUUUAUGCAGAACACACCUUUAAUGGUCUUAAAGGUAAAGGUACCCCUGACCAUUAGGUCCAGUCGCAGACGACUCUGGGGUUGCGGCGCUCAUCUCGCUUUACUGGCCGAGGGAGCUGGCGUUUGUCCGCAGACAGCUUCCGGGUCAUGUGGCCAGCAUGACUAAGCUGCUUCUGGCAAACCAGAGCAGUGCACGGAAAUGCCGUUUACCUUCCCACCGGAGCAGUACCUAUUUAUCUACUUGUACUUUGACGUGCUUUCGAACUGCUAGGUGGGCAGGAGCUGGGACCGAACAAUGGGAGCUCACCCCAUCAUGGGGAUUCGAACCACCGACCUUCUGAUCGGCAAGCCCUACGCUUUGUGGUUUAGACCACAGCUUACCUAGACCAAGACUGUAGAUAGGCAGACAAUGACAAACAUAUCCUUCACUCUAAAGCAUCUCUCUAUAAGCAAAUGUUAAGCAUCAUGCAGGCAAGGAUCUCAACAGCAUUUAAAAAACCAACAGCUUAUGUUCUAUACAUGAGCUUUCUGAUUUCUUUGUAUUCUCUAGUACAGCCAUGAUGCAUUACCCCCUGAAAAAAUCUUGACACAAAAUGUGUUCCCUUCUUUAUUUUAUUGGUUUAACUUUAAUGCAUUUUUGUGUUUCUGUGAUGUCAUUCAAAGUGAUUUACAAUUUUAAAUACUAAACGAAUGUACAAAUAUAGAAGAAAAUUCUGCUCAGUUGGAUAAAGUGUCUCAUCAGGAGUUCUGAUUAAUCAUCCUGCCUCUUACAACUCCGCCAUUACUUAUUGUAGAGGGCAUGGUCUCACACACCUGUUUUGUUUUCUCAUCUUUAACUAAAAGCUUUUACCUAUUUAUGCAUCCCAUUACCACUGCCCCACCAUGUAUCUAAAUACCAAGUCAAUUAUAAUACUUCAGUUUACCUACUGGUAGCUAUGUACAAGCCUAAAAAUGGGGCUGGACUCAACUAACUUGUCCUGCCAGCAGAAGCCCGCAGAAGGACUGUUGCUAGUGCAACAAGGCUUUAUCCCCUUUUUUCCCCCGCAUGCCAAUGUGCUUUUGGGGGUCAGGUUUUUUUUUUCUUAAGAAAAAAACCCAGAACAGCAUAUAGGAGGAGGAAAGGAGAGAUAAUUCUGUCAGGCACAACUGACCUUAGUGCUAUGUUGAAUUCCCCCAUAGAAAAUUAUGUGUUGUUUCAAUAUAAAAAUAUGUUGAUGUUAAUUUGUACAGUUCCUAGAUCUAAAUGUUUACUUGGUUACUGUUUCAUUAACUCAGAAUGGUUACACUAUAAGAGUACUUUUAUUUAAGAAGCCAGCUUUGAUUUAGUUUGUCCCCCUAUUUAAAUCUAUAGCCAGUUUCCCUAAACACAUUCAGUUAACACUCACCAACUAAGACUUGCAGUUCCCACUCAGGUCUACUUUUUUCUGGAGUCUCUCAGGCUUCUAUCAGGACUUCGGCCACCAUCUUCACCUAGGUCCAGGACUCUCCUCCUUCAGGCACUUGCAUUCAGCAGCGUCAUUGACUCUUGGCUUCAGAGCUCUCUCAAAGGCUGUCUCUGGGAUGCUCCCUUUCCCCCUUAUACCUCCUCAGCUCCAUUUAAGUGUUCUUGUCUUCUCUCAGACUCCUUUAAGUCUAGAUGCCCUCCACCUGGCUCCAGCUUCCAGCUCUAUUGCUGCUUCUUACACUGACUGACUUGUGACCCAUCCACCUGCCAACAUUAACUGUGGCUUGAGGCAGCCCUUUUAUUUCUAACUGGAAUUCUCCCCUCUCACCAGACCCCAACUCUAGUCCAAUGGGAUGAGACAAAAUGUCCACUGACCUGACCCAUCAAAUCACACCAGUUUUCAAACCCCCAGUGACAGCAUUUAAAGACAGAACCUCAUUCCCAGAGCUACCUUUUAGACAAUGUACGUUAAUGUGACAGUUAAAACACUCAGUCACCCACUAACCUCCUGUUGGUACCUUGUAUAUAAGAUCACAUCCGUGCAAUACAAUUGACAUAUAUGGCAUCCUCCAAAGAAUUGGGAGCUGUACUUUCUUAUGGGUGCUGGAAACUAUAGCAUUUUGGGGGGUAAACCACAGUUCUCAGGAUUCUUUUGUGGGAAGCCAUGUGCUUUAAAUGUAUGGUUUAUAUGCAGUUUACCCUUUACAUACUUUACCUCUGAAACUGAAUUUAAAAAUGAAAGUAUGAACUCUGACCUGGGCUUCCUUCCUUUUUGGAAUGAUGUAGAUACAGUGGUUGGCUACCAAAGAACAAUGGAAUGCCCUCCUCAGAGAGGCUUGCCAGGUGCCUACAUUGUGGUCUUUUUGGUGGCAGGCAAAGAAAUAUAUAUCCUCAAGUGUUUUAUUUUAUUUUAUUUUUGUAUAUAGUUCAACAAUCCCAAACUUUGAGAAGUCAGUAGUUAUAAAGGUGUGGUGAUCUGUCAUAGAACAACCCCACUGAAGAAGAUAACAGUGGUUACCCAGACCUCAUUGCUGGUUGCGAAGGGGCCCCCAUGACAGUUCAGGCUUCAAGGCCUCCAAAAUGUAGGUCCAUCACUGGCCAUGGCAACAAAUAAGUAUGGUCCAAAGUCAUGUGCGUCCUUGAAUUGCAGCCACCUUUACGGUCUUGGGUUCUGUGUUUUGGUCAUGACUAGUUGCCUGAAAGAAGACUUAUAAACAUGUCCAAAGAUGCACAAGUUGGUGAAUAGAUGCACAUUUUAAAGAUCCACCAUCCACUUUAAUAUUCAAGUUCAGUUUAAAAAUAAGCCAGCAACCCAAAAGUCCCCUUGCCCAGUGGCUGCUACUCUCCCUCUGUAGCAUUUCCACUGUUCAAACGGGAAUACAGUAUUGUUGUUUUUAUUGAAGCCGACUGAGACGGUCGCCUUUCUGGCAUUUUUCACCUUGCAGCUCAUUUCCCCCUUCCUAUGCUUGGGCGUGAUGUAUUGCUAUGGAAACAGAGACCGGAGGUGGACGACGCAUCUCCGAUGACGUCACGAGAGCGCGACAGAUCCUCCUCCUGGGAACAAUGGCUGAAGCUGCAGAAUCUCGUACGGAGAAUGCUAUUCUUCCGCCCGCUGUAUCUUCUCCAUCUCCCGCGGAGGAGUCCUCUAACCUCGCCGCGGAAUUAGCGGAGGGGCAAGCGAAGGCUCCUGUGGAGGUGAAGGAGGAGGCGCAGGUUCGAGAGGUGUGUAGAAGAGAAGGAAGCGACGCUCACAUUAACCCUUUUUUCCUUCGACUUGCUCUUCAGCUAUUCUUGUUUUGGGGGUCGAUGGGCUGCUGCUAAAUUCCUACUUGAAAGGUGGUUGGAUUUCCCCUCCCCGGUUCCCUGUGCUCCAAUUGCCCAUAUUUAUCAGAGACAGCAUCUCUUUAAUGGUAAUUCUUGCCAGAAUGUUGUGGCACCUUAAAGACUUAACAAAUUAGUUAUUCACUUCAUCAUAUACAUGAGAAGUUAUCCUCAGUUGCAGGUAGGCAUAUAAGCAAAGAGGGGAUUUUGACCAGCGAGAUUAGAGGGAAAUGGACUACAAAAAGUACACCCACUCAAUUCAGUUAGAGCAGGGAGGGGGAACCUAUAGACCACCCUAGGACUAAAGCUCCUCUCACCCUGAACACUGCUAUUCUGCCUCUGCUUAUGGAAGUUGGGAGUCCAACCACAUGUAGAGGGCUACAGGUUGACCACGGCUGAAUUAGACCUUAAAUGUCUGGGAAAUGGACAGACUGACCCUGUCACUCCUGCCAUAAAGUGUCACAUUGCUUAUUUUGCAUUCAGGCUCUAUUUUCAUCAUCACCGGCUGUAAUCUUGUGUUUCAUUUACUUCUUUUCCCCCUCUUUACCAUCUCACCUCCCUAUGUGUUGCAUUCAUGCAAUACAGUAAAAGGAUAAUGCUCAAUGCAUCUGAUGAAUUUAUAUAUUGUUUAAGGCAUUUAUUCUUUAGCCAAAAAUGCUCCUACAGCAGCUUACAAAGGAAAGGGGAAGGGCCAUAGCUCAUUGGUAGAGCAUAUGUUCCUAUGACUCUUCAGCAUAAUAUCUCUCUUCAGCAUAAUAUCUAAAAGACAUAGGAAGAAAAAGGGCUGGAGAGGGAGGAAGGAAAACAAGCUCAGGCCCAAGUUCUUAAUUGACAUAUAGGAUCUAUAACUUCAUCUGUUCAUGCACAUUCUGUCUUGUACCCCUUCCCCUGAUCAGAUUCAAGAAUGGAGCAAAUAACAGUGCCCAGGCCAGGAUGUCAGGGUUGCUGCUGCACCAUACUUAUUUCUGCACUUGGAAUCUAUGAAAACUUGUGUCAUAAUAAAUCUGUUAAUCUUUUAAGGUGCCACAAGACUCUGUUGUUUUUACUGCAAUGCUGAACAGUAAACAUAACCUCCCUAGAAACUGGUAAAUCUUGUCCAUCUUGCCUUCUGGUCGUGUCUUUUUUUUUACAUAUUUAUGUGUGCAUAAACACACUGCCCGAGGUAUCUUCAAAUUCAAUCUUGUUUGGACUACACUUGAAGUUCAUGAACACAAGAUACCAAUGCAAUGUUUGACUUCCAUUUCCUCAUCAUCACAACUGCCUUUCCAGAUUGAUGGCUGUGUUCAAGGUGGUUAUUCUGUAAGGAUUAAACUUUAAGGGCAGUACUUUAAGUAGCUCCGCUAGUGCAAUGACUUUUGGCUGUGCAGUGGAACUUCACAUCCAUCUCCUCUGCCUGUGGUUCCCCCAAUCCUCCAGAACAGAUUUUUUUUUGUGUGGGGGGGGAUGGAAUUGCAUGGGGAGAAGAAAAGAAAGGGAAGUUCCAUUUUGCACAAACAGAAAUCCUUGCGCUAACAGAACCACUUUGUUGGGUACCACCUUGUUACACUUUAUUGCCAGUCUAUUAAGAACCCAUGCUUCCAAAGCUAGUGCAAGAAAGGCUGUUACAUAAUAAAUUAAAAUAGUGUAACCGCAUGCACAGAAUACCCUUUCGUUAUGUGUAAGGGGACAGGGUGCUUCUUGCAUGAUGACCCUUGGAAUAAGAAUUGUUUUUUAUACAAAUGUUAGUAUUUUAUCAGUGAAAUGCCGAAGGGUAUGUCUACUCCCCCCACCUCCCGCAUGCUUCCAUGCUGUGCAAGUCACUGAUUGAAAUAAAAUCUCAACAUUGGAGAGAGAAGGAAUAAUAUUUUUUUUUUAAGUUCAGUUUUUUGAAGAAGUUGAAAUCUUGUUCUAUCUUUUCUUUAAUAAAAUACGCAAGUCACGACAUGUAUGUGGCAAUAUAGAGAGUGGACCUAAUAAUAAAAAUAAUGAAAAUCUUUUGCACAUGACAACUUUAAUUUGAAACUAUAACUAUAACCAAUCUGAACAUACCAACACUAUAGCCAAGCUGAACAAGUUUUUUUUAUACUAGAUUAAAACAGAGUACGAAGAAACAGAGGAGUCUACUUCACAGCCUUGUGCAGCCAAGAAAAUAAAAAUAGAGAUAAAGGAGAAAAAAGAGAAAAAACAUAAAGUAGAUGAAGAUGAGAUUCAAAAAAUGCAGUAAGUAAUCUUACAUCUACAUGACAUAAAGCUUUUUAUUAAUGCUAAAUGGUUUGUAUAAUAGGGGGCUUAUAAGAUAAGCUGUAAUGUCUUGUAGAUAAACUGUACUGUUGAUUUCCCUGCCUUUUGGGGGGUGGGAGGGAAGGAGGUGGUACUGAGGCUGCAACCCUAUGCAUACUUACUUGGGAGUAACUAGUGAGACUUACUUUGGAGUAAGCAUGCAUAGGAUCAGACUGGAAAUUAAAUUUACAACCAAGAAAUACUGAGGUAGCAAUCCUAUACACAUACCUGGCAGUAAGUCCCAUAAAAAAACUUGUAAUUUGUAUGUGAUUGUUAGUGCUUGGAUUUUGAUGAUGUUUUUAUUAUAAUUUAUUUCCUCAGAAUGGCUUUGGAAGGAGCCCUGCUCUUGAAAAGUGUCAUAAAAGCUGCAUAAAUUUAAAAAAUGGUCUUAGUGGGACAGUUUUGAGUAGGCAUGUAUAGGAUUGAACGAUUCAUCCUGUAACAUAGGAAGGAAUAAUUAUCGUGUGGCACUGCACGAUACUCUCCCCUUCCAGAUUCUUUCUUUCAAACAAAGUACUUUACCAUUGUCUUUCCCCAACUUCACAAGCUAUGCAGUUUUGUAGCUAUAAAGAUGUGUAUAGGGUAAACGUGUUUAUCUAAAUCUGGGGUAUAAUUGGUCUUUUCUUUCUAGAAUUCUUGUUUCCUCUUUCUCUGAAGAACAACUAAAUCGUUACGAGAUGUAUCGCCGGUCAGCUUUUCCUAAGGCUGCUAUUAAACGGGUACGGUUCUGUUCCAAUUCAAUUUAAAGUAAAGCAGCUUGCUGAGUUGUAUCUUAUGAUGUACAAAUGGAACCUGCAACAUAAUGUUGCAGUAUGGAGUGCUUAAUUUCAGGAUUACUGUCAAUCAGCCAUGUCCGCUUCCUGCAUGCUAUAUAAAAUUCUCCUCUUCUUUCCUUUUUGUUCCCACCCAUCCCACACCAGUCAGAUAGUACCGUAUUUUUCGCCCUAUAGGGCGCACCAGUCCAUAGGGCGCACCUAGUUUUUUUUGGGGGGGGGGGAAUAAAGGGAAAAAAUUAUUUCCCCCCCCAGGCGCGGGGCUGGGGCGGGGGAAGCCCGAGCUUCCCCCGACCCCAGCCCCCAGAACAGGCUGCUAUACGCAAGCCUUGGGAGCCCGGCGGGAAGUCGCGCCGGGCUCCCAAGGCUUGCGGAGAGCUGCCCGGGGCGUGCUCCGCUGCGCUCCCCAGGUUUCGGGCUGCAGGCUGCUGUCCGCAAGCCUUGGGAGCCCGGCGGGAACUCCCGCAGGCUCCCAAGGCUUGCAGAUAGCUUCCUGAAGCCUGGAGAGCGAGAGGGGUUGGUGCGCACUGACCCCUCUUGCUCUCCAGGCUUCAGCGAAAGGCUGCAUUCGCCCCAUAGGACGCACACACAUUUCCCCUUCAUUUUUGGAGGGGGAAAAGUGUGUCCUAUAGGGCGAAAAAUACGGUAUUCUGCACCCACUGAGCUAGCUCUGUACUCAUUGGAUUGUUUUGGCAGGCCCUCUUCCCCUCCCCAUUUAGGACACAUGACGACUUAGCAGGAUACAACCCAAUAGAUGCAAUAUUUCCGUUACACAGAUUAUGAAUUUUAAACUUCAGUCUGACAUAAACUAUGCUGAAACCCUGUGGCAGCACAGUUGUCAUUGCCAGUAAUGUUUGUGAUUGGAACAUAAAGAACUUAACCCUUUAAAAUCAAAUUAUCAUUCCCCUCCUCAGCUGAUCCAGUCAAUUACUGGAACCUCUGUCUCUCAGAAUGUAGUUAUCGCCAUGUCAGGAAUUUCCAAAGUCUUUGUUGGAGAGGUAGUAGAAGAAGGUGAGUAACAGAAGAAUAUUUAAAACUUGUAUAGAGUUAAACAGGUUUUCUGUAAUCCUUUAUUCUGAAAUAUUAUUGCAGUUCUUCAUUUCUAUGAAUUUGCAAUAGCUCAGUAGUUUUAAGAGAAAUAUGGCUAUUAACACAGUGUAACAGUAUGAAUAAUUUACCUAAGCACUUGCUUUCUAAACACAAAAAUAGGAUGUUACCCAUUCUAUCCUAUGUAUGUGCCCAAUUUUCUACCCAAUGGUAGGGAAUACUUAUUCAAUUUUAUCUAAAUUCUCCUCAAAUGGAAGAAUUCUUAAGCCACUUGCGUUUAUCUUUUAAGUUUUGGUAGCAUAGUAAUGGUAUGCAGUACAGUGGUACCUCUGGAUGCGAACAGGAUCCAUUCCGGAGCCCUGUUCGCAUCCUGAAGCGAACGCAAUCUGCGCGUGCGCGGGUUGCUGCUUCCGCGCAUGCACGUGACGUCAUUUUGAGCGCAUGUGCAAGCAGUGAAACCUGGAAGUAACGCGUUCCGUUACUUCUGGGUCGCCGCGGAGCGCAACCCGAAAACGCUCAACCCGAAGCUACUUCAACCGGAGGUAUGACUGUACUCCAUUCCCCCACCCCAACAAGUUAAACUGCUGUUUUGACAUUUUGAUUCUCAGGUGCAAGUUAUAGUAUUUACAUAACUACAGAAACUGAAUAUAUACUAAAGUAGAGUCAACUGCUUUGGGUCGGAAUUUAGGAUAAGGAGAUUGGUCUGUCAGUGCAAGCAUUUCUGCUCGCAUAAUGGAACAAUCUCUCCUCUCUUCUGCCCAUGUACUCUUCUGUGGGAUCUCCUGAUCCACCAGAAUGCAUGAAGAUGGAAAACAUCUGUUGUGCUAGUGGGAGUCCUUGCACUGACUAGUUGAAUCUGGCCUUUUGUUAGUCUAUUUAGUCCAUCGGCUAAAUACUAGUAUGCCUGGUUGUUAGAAUGUAAAGAAAUAUACACACGUAUCAACUACUUUUAAAGCUAAAAUGUUUGUAGAAAUAAGGCAGAUUUUGUAACCAAAUGGGGGUAUGUAAGAUGUAUUGAAGCAACAAACUGAUUUAAAUACUUGUUUGUUUUCAGCACUAGAUGUAUGUGAAAAGUGGGGAGAAUCACCCCCUCUGCAGCCCAAACACAUGCGUGAAGCAGUCAGACGAUUGAAGUCACGAGGGCAGAUCCCAAAUUCAAAAUACAAAAAAAUUAUUUUUCACUGAAGAGGAGAUUGGCGAAGAGUCUUCAGUGGGAUGAAGAUCAUUCACCUUUGAAUAAGUGUAAAUAACUUUUGCAAAUGGUGGCUUCAGAUUGCUUAAAGCCAUCUAAACGUAUAUGAUUUUACUGGGGGAAACAUUUAAUAAACUACUUAUGAAAUUCUAGGUCAUUCUGAUAGAAGUUAUACUGCAUGCUAUAUUUGGACCGAGUACAGAAACAUUUAAGUAUGCAGUCAAUAAACUGUAUAAAACAUUGCCAUCGUAAGUUUAUACUUAUUGAAUACCUUAUUGAAUAUCAAAUACCUUUUGGAGAGAGCAAAGGCAACUAAAUAAGAAAAUUCUUGUUUCUAAGAAUGAAAUGUAAUGGCAAUCAUCUCUAAUAAAGGAACUACUUUUAAAUAUUUUUUUCUUGAGACUAAUGUUUGAUUCUGCAUCCAGUUCUCUGAUAUUAAACUUACAAGUUGUGUGAAAUAUAAGACCUGGUCAACGCAAAACUCCUAGAGUGUGCCAUAAUCAAAUCGAGCAGGCAGGCGCAGCUCCAAAAACCAAUAAAGAGCCACCUAAAGUAAUGGAUGCAGUUGUGUAAUGACUUUGCCUCUGAUGUUUUCUAAUAAAGGUG
Podarcis lilfordi (Lilford's wall lizard) is the source of this 12501-nucleotide messenger RNA. The record is from the annotation of a GenBank genome assembly. Lineage: Eukaryota; Metazoa; Chordata; Lepidosauria; Squamata; Lacertidae.